CAAAAACUCUAAACCCUAACCAUCCCUUCCAACCUUCCUACCCAACAAAAAUCUCUAUACCCUAACCUUCUUGUCUUUAAUUCUCUUCGUAAAGGCACGAAACAUCCGAUCGAUCAUAAAAUCUUAUUAGAUUCAUCUCUCUUUGAUGGCCCCGACUUUGAGGAAAAGGGACAAAACUCACGCCUCUCUCUCUCCGGCUUCAAAUUCACACUCACCCAAGGAUAAGAAGAAGCCUAAGUUAACCGAGUUGGCUAAGGAGAGCGUUAAGGGCAAGAAAAAGCCGCAGUCGACCGAGUUCACUGAGGAGACUGUUGACGCAUUGCUCAAUGACACUAUUGACAGACGUAAUUUUAAGGAAAAAUGUGAGAAGCUAAAGGAUUGUGUCACCUAUUUGCAUGAACGAGAAAUUAUGCAUCUUUCUGAGAUUGAGAGUCUCAAGAAAAAACUGGCAAAGAUGGAGAGUGAAUCAGAUGAAAAGGAAAAAGUAUACAAGGAAGCUGUGGAUUUCUUGGCCGUAAAACCGGUGGUAUUAGCUCUUUCUAAAAAGGCCGCAAAAGAUGCGCAGCAGCUAGUGAAAAUGACCGGUGAUGCUCUGCAGGAUAUUGAAAAGAUCCAGACGAAGUUGACCCAUCCGGGAGCCGCCAGGGCUUCUUAG
Oldenlandia corymbosa var. corymbosa is the source of this 655-nucleotide messenger RNA. The record is from the annotation of a GenBank genome assembly. NCBI's taxonomy places the organism in Eukaryota, Viridiplantae, Streptophyta, Magnoliopsida, Gentianales, Rubiaceae.